AUGGGUGCUGUAAUUUCUCUGCCUGUGAGUAUGGCUGGAUCAUUUGUGGCGUCCUGUUUUGGAGGCUGCUGCUCUAAUUUAGUCUCAAAAACUGCGUCGUCAUUAGGAUCUUCCUCCCUGGGGACAAGACUUUUAUAUGCCGUUUGGCUUCUAGUGAACUCAUUGAUAUCGUGGAUAUCGUACUCUGCGAACAAAUCUAUACUCUGGCCGGGCAAGACAUGUACUGGUACUGGAGAAUGUGGGUUUUUCACUGUCCAUAGGUUAAAUUUUGCGUUAGGAUGCUUACAUUUGAUACUAGCGUCUGCUUUAACGGGUGUGAAGUCAACUAACGAUGUGAGGGCAGCAUUCCAAAAUUCAUGGUGGAGCUUAAAAUUUAUAUUGUAUUUAUGCCUCAUUGUUCUAUCGUUUGUUAUCCCAAAUGAUUUUUAUAUUUUUUUUUCCAAAUGGGUAUCGGUUCCUAGUGGGGCAAUUUUCAUCCUAGUUGGGCUUAUAUUAUUAGUAGACUUUGCUCAUGAAUGGGCCGAAACGUGUAUUAGUCACGUUGAGUCAGAAGACGAAGAUUCUUCAUUUUGGCAACGAUUUUUGGUUCUGGGAACAACUUCUAUGUACACUGCAUCGAUUAUAAUGACUGUGGUCAUGUACAUCAUGUUCUGCCACCAACAGUGCAAUAUGAAUCAAACAGCGGUAACUGUAAACUUAAUUUUAACUGUUUUAACGCUUGUCCUAUCUGUGAAUCCUAAGAUUCAAGAAGCUAACCCUAAAAGCGGGUUGGCUCAAAGCAGUAUGGUGUCUGUUUACUGUACCUACUUGACAAUGAGUGCCAUGUCUUCUGAACCAGAUGACAAGAUGUGUAACCCGUUAGUUAGAUCCAGCGGAACCCGUAAGUUUAGUAUUAUUCUGGGCUCGUUAUUUACUUUUGUUGCGAUCGCCUAUACAACAACAAGAGCUGCUGCUAAUAGUGCUUUCCAAGGUACCAAUACCAAUGGCGCAAUAUAUCUCGGGGAUGAUAUCGAAUACGAAGGGCUAGGCGGACAGACAAGAAACCAAUUGAGAUAUGAGGCUAUCAAGCAAGCCGUAGAGGAAGGAUCUUUACCAGAGAGUGCCCUAUAUGACACAACUUGGUUGGGAACACCUUCUUUGACUGAUGGUGCUACAGAGAACCAAAAUGAUGAUGAAAGAACCGGGACCAAGUACAACUACACUUUGUUCCAUAUUAUAUUCUUUUUGGCCACGCAGUGGAUUGCAAUUUUGUUAACAAUCAAUGUGACUCAGGAUGAUGUAGGAGAUUUUAUACCGGUCGGAAGAACAUACUUUUAUUCUUGGGUCAAAAUCGUUAGUGCAUGGAUAUGUUAUGCGCUUUACGGCUGGACAGUAGUAGCGCCAGCGAUUAUGCCCGACAGGUUUGAUUAUGAGAACUAUUACUAA
Molecule: messenger RNA, 1425 nt
Organism: Saccharomyces eubayanus
Lineage: Eukaryota; Fungi; Ascomycota; Saccharomycetes; Saccharomycetales; Saccharomycetaceae
Gene: TMS1
Product: Tms1p
Exons: 1
Coding region: 1-1425 (474 amino acids)
Cellular component (GO): membrane
Source: RefSeq, a predicted model, not a curated record